Salvia hispanica is the source of this 1941-nucleotide messenger RNA. RefSeq names its product HECT-like ubiquitin-conjugating enzyme (E2)-binding protein. Gene Ontology annotation, biological process: protein monoubiquitination; protein polyubiquitination; protein autoubiquitination. Lineage: Eukaryota; Viridiplantae; Streptophyta; Magnoliopsida; Lamiales; Lamiaceae. Gene Ontology annotation, molecular function: ubiquitin protein ligase activity; ubiquitin conjugating enzyme binding; cyclin binding. The record is from RefSeq and is a predicted model, not a curated record. Gene Ontology annotation, cellular component: ubiquitin ligase complex; cytosol; nucleus.
UUUCCCAAACCAGCCCUAUCUGAAAAUGUCGCCACCGUCUUCCGCCGCUAAACCGCCGGUUUCCCCCGCCGCCGACUCUAGCUGCUGGCAGUUUGCGUGGGAAGCUCAGUCUCACGCGUCAAUACUCCGGCUACUCCUAUUCAAAGCAAACACAAAGCCCUCAGCUCAGUGCACAGACCUAAAACUCAGUUUUCACCCCCAAAAAUCACUGCUUACGGUGUCGUUUCGGGGAUGCGAAGGCCAAACAGAGACCUCGGUUAGGGUGCCGGUGCCGCGUGUCUUAAUCGACCCGGAAUCUCCGCUCAAUUUCAGGGUUUUCGAUGAUCACAUUGAGGUUAAGCUCGUUUUGUUACUUCCGAUCGAUCACCCCCUUGUUUCUAACUUCGAUUCAAUCCUCAACGUCGAGGAAAACAAUGAUGAGCUUCGUACGCUUUCCGUGGAUUCUGAUUUAAGGAAGCUGUUUUGUAUGGAGGAAGUGCAUUUCUACUGCAAAAAUUGCUCUUCUAAGUUAACGAAGGGUCUCAGAUGUUUCAGGGAAAUGCCUUCAGUUAACUGGAGAGAAGUCGCUGAUAAUUGGUUUGGAAACUGUUGCUGCACAUUUGGAGGUGUAAGUGAGAAGCUGGUUGCGGAAUAUGCAAAGUCAUAUACGUGUGUCCCAGGUGUGUGCCUUUUGAAUUCAACAUCUGUUGCUUUAAGCACAGAUGAUAUUUUGGGGUGGAAGUUCCCUGAUGUGCAGAGCAGGCAAUCUUUUGAGCCUGAUGUGAAUCCUCAAAGCCAUGACUGUUCAGAUACAGUUCCACUAAAUGAGGUUUGUAAGAAAGUACCAGCAGAUUGUUGCGGAAAUGACAGUGAUGGGUUUCUGGGUAUGCAAAGCAUCACAGAGGUCCAGUUCCCUGAAGAUAAACUCUCAACAGAUGGGGAAAAUGAGACUCUGAAGAAUGCAGUUGAUAGUGAUAGUUUAGUAUCCACCUUUGCUGCUUUACAGAUUGAAGAAAACAAAAGAUUAAUGAAUGAAGAAACUCAAAAUUGUCAUAUUAGUUGCUGUACAUCACAUAUUUCAGAAACCUCUUCUAAGGUGCAAAUGAAUGGAGAAAAUGUUGAACUUCUUGAAAACCAGAAAUUGUUUCUGGAUGGUUAUCUUGGGAAUGGUUUCAUGAUUCGAACUUCUGAGCUUUCAAAAGAUUUCCGCUGGAACAAAUAUUUAUGCCCACAAUGCUCUUGUUUGCUUGGAGCAUAUCCUUGUUUUGAUGAUAAUCUACCGGUAGAUGGUGGAAUUCGCCUAUUCAAAUGCUAUAUUUCAACUUGCGUGCCUUCCACUGGAUCAGGCGAUGCAUUUGCGAAUUACUCCUUGGAGAGAAUGUUUUCCAGUCAAUUGCUCGAAAAUGCAGAAGAUGAACUAUCGUUCAGGACAAUAGUUAGAGACAUUGAAAAAAAAUUGCCUAUGUUGCAAAUUGUUAUCCUGAAUCCUAAUUCAUGGGGCUGUGCUGGAAGUUUGCACUCCGCAGAACCAACUGAUAAGUUGGUUUUGCAGCCUGUAAGUAGAGUGCUGUUUACUGCCUCCGGUCAUGGCAUUGAUUCAAUGACUUUGGACGAGUGGAUGAGAAAGAAUCAAGCGGAUGAAAUUUACAUGUUCUCGUCUCAAAUAUCCGAACUAACACAAGUGUUGGAGCUUGCCAAUGACCUAUCUCCACCAUCAUGUAGAUCACUGCAGGGUUUACUUCUAUCAUCCCUAGCGAGAUGACUGGUCCCAACAUAUGGACCAUAAGCUGGCAAAUUUCAAGAUCAACUUUCCGACCUAUGUACUCCCCUUUUAUAUGAGAAGUCGAAAUCUAUAUCUGGAAUGCCUUGUGUAUCAUUGGGUCUAUCUCUGUACUACUACCAGUAUUUUUUAUGAAGCACUGAUUGAAAUAGACAACAUUACGUGAAGGCAUAUUAUAUUCA